AGCCUGGUUGAUUGGGCGACGGAGAUGACGGGAGGAUCGAAAUUCGAGGUCUCGAAAUUUGAUGGUCAUGGCAAUUUCGGAUUAUGGCAGACGAGAGUGAUAGAUUUAUUGGCGCAGCAAGGAAUUCAGAAAGGGCUGCGCGCAGAAAAGCCAGAGGGGAUGGAAGACGAUGAUUGGCAAGAUUUGCAGGAACGGGCGGCCGGGACAAUUCGGUUGUGCCUUGCAAAUGAAGUUAUGUAUCACGUUAUGCAUCUUAAAGCGGCGGAUGAGAUCUGGAAGAAACUGGAAUCGCAGUUUAUGUCGAAAACCCUAACGACAAAACUCCUUUUGAGUCAGGAAUUUGAGAUGAAGGAUCUAAGGGCUGCGAAGAAGAUUCAUGGGAUGGAGAUUCACAUGGAUAGAGGAUCAAAGAGGUUGUGGUUAUCUCAGAAGGGUUAUGUGGAGAAGGUGCUACGGAGGUUUGGGAUGAAUGAAACAAAACCGGUGAGCAUUCCAUUAGCAAACCACUUCAAGCUUUCUGUUGAUCAGUGCCCCAAGUCGGACAAGGAGACUCAUGAUAUGAGCCUGGUUGAUUGGGCGACAGAGAUGACGGGAGGAUCGAAAUUCGAGGUCUCAAAAUUUGAUGGUCAUGGAAAUUUCGGAUUAUGGCAAACGAAAGUGAAAGAUUUAUUGGCGCAGCAAGGAAUUCAGAAAGGGCUGCGCGCAAAAAAGCCAAAGGGGAUGGAAGACGAUGUUUGGCAAGAUCUGCAGGAACGGGCGGCCGGGACAAUUCGGUUGUGCCUUGCAGAUGAAGUUAUGUAUCACGUUAUGCAUCUCAAAUCGGCGAAUGAGAUCUGGAAGAAACUGGAAUCGCAGUUUAUGUCGAAAACCCUAACGACAAAACUGUAUCUGAAGCAGAGGUUAUACGGGCUGAAGAUGCAGGAGGGAACCGAUUUAGGAAAACAUGUGAAUAUCUUCAAGAUUGAAGAUGAAGACAAGGCGAUGAUUUUACUAUGUUCGUUACCUCCUUCUUACGAACAUAUGGUGACUACCCUUACAUAUGGGAAAGAAACGAUCAAGACUGAGGAGAUUACUUCAGCGUUGUUGGCUCACAGCCAGCGGAAACUGAAAUCUGGAGAGUCAUCUUCUCAAAGUGACAAUUUAUAUGUGAAGGGUAACCAGGAUCGUGGAAGAAAACAUAUGCGGGAUAAUUCAGGAAAUCAGAAUUUCAGAUCCAAGUCGCGAGACAAAUCUAAAGGGAGGAAAACUGUGACGUGUUAUAAGUGCAAGGAACAAGGGAACUUCAAACGGGAUUGCCCAAAGUGGAAGAAACAGACUGCUGAUAUGUCAUCCAAGUCUGAGAACGUGGUACAAAAUGAGGAAUCCGAUUGCAGUGAUGGAGGUAUGUUAUCUAUUUCGACUACGCAGUAUGAUGAUUCUUGGAUUCUCGAUUCUGGAUGUUCAUAUCAUAUAACGCCUAACAGAGAGUGGUUUGCUACUUAUAAACAAGGCAACUCGGGUUCUGUUUUUCUUGGUGAUGAUAGAUGCUGCGGUGUUGUCGAUAAGGUACAAGUGGAGUUGGAACAUGUGCCAGCAGUUCUUGAUAAGGGGGCGAGUUCGAGUUCUGCACCUGAUGAUGUUGAUCAAGAUUUUUCUGGCCCAACUGAUGUGCAAGAGAGCUACAAGUUAGCUCGGGAUAGAGUGAGGCGUACACAUAUACAAGCUCCGGUGAGGUUUGGUUAUGAGGAUGUGGUCGCAUUUGCUCUUACGAUCACUAGCGUGGAUCCAUGUACUUUCCAGGGGGCUGUUUCUUUGAAGAUUGGCUACAAGCGUUGUGAGUUUGAUUGUUGUGUUUACACUAAGAGCCUUGGUGAUGGUUCUAUGAUUUUUCUGUUACUUUAUGUUGAUGACAUGCUUAUUGCUGCCAAGAAUAUGCGUGAUAUUGUUGAUCUGAAAAGCCUUUUGAGUCAGGAAUUUGAGAUGAAGGAUUUGGGGGCUGCGAAGAAGAUUCUUGGGAUGGAGAUUCACAGGGAUAGAGGAUCAAAGAAGCUAUGGUUAUCUCAAAAGGGUUAUGUGGAGAAGGUGCUACAGAGGUUUGGGAUGAAUGAAGCAAAACCGGUGAGCACUCCAUUAGCAAACCACUUCAAGCUUUCUGUUGAUCAGUGCCUCAAGUCGGACAAGGAGACUCACGAUAUGGUGGAGAUACCUUAUGCCAGUGCUGUUGGAUGUCUGAUGUAUGCCAUGAGCCUGGUUGGUUGGGCGACGGAGAUGACAGGAGGAUCAAAAUUCGAGGUCUCGAAAUUUGAUGGUCAUGGCAAUUUCGGAUUAUGGCAGACGAGAGUGAAAGAUUUAUUGGCGCAGCAAGGAAUUCAGAAAGGGCUGCGCGCAGAAAAGCCAAAGGGGAUGGAAGACGAUGAUUGGCAAGAUUUGCAGGAACGGGCGGCCGGGACAAUUCGGUUGUGCCUAGCAGAUGAAGUUAUGUAUCACGUUAUGCAUCUCAAAUCGGCGGAUGAGAUCUGGAAGAAACUGGAAUCGCAGUUUAUGUCGAAAACCCUAACGACAAAACUGUAUCUGAAGCAGAGGUUAUACGGGCUGAAGAUAUCCAAGUCGCGAGACAAAUCGAAAGUGAGGAAAACUGUGAUAUGUUAUAAGUGCAAGGAACAAGGUCACUUCAAACGGGAUUGCCCAAAGUGGAAGAAACAGACUGCUGAUAUGUCAUCCAAGUCUGCGAAUGUGGUUCAAAAUGAGGAAUCCGAUUGCAGUGAUGGAGAUAUGUUAUCUAUUUCGACUACGCAGUAUGAUGAUGCUUGGAUUCUCGAUUCUGGAUGUUCAUAUCAUAUAACGCCUAACAGAGAGUGGUUUGCUACUUAUAAACCAGACAACUCGGGUUCUGUUUUUCUUGGUGAUGAUAGAUGUUGCGGUAUUGUCGAUGCAGAUAAGGUACAAGUGGAGUUGGAACAUGUGCCAGCAGUUCUUGAUAAGGGGGAGAGUUCGAGUUCUGCACCUGAUGAUGUUGAUCAUGAUGUUUCUGGCCCUACUGAUGUGCCAGAGAGCUACAAGUUAGCUCGGGAUAGAGUGAUGCGUACCAAUAUACAAGCUCCGGUGAGGUUUGGUUAUGAGGAUAUGGUCGCAUUUGCUCUUACAAUCACUAGCGUGGAUCCAUGUACUUUCCAGGAGGUUGUUUCUU
Messenger RNA from Striga hermonthica, 3166 nucleotides. The record is from the annotation of a GenBank genome assembly. Lineage: Eukaryota; Viridiplantae; Streptophyta; Magnoliopsida; Lamiales; Orobanchaceae.